CUACCCGAACCCGCUUAAACCAAAGUCGGUCCUAUCUUCGCACGAACAAGAAAAGGCAACUUCCACUUUUCAGAACAGACAUCUCUGAAUCCAGUAGUUCGAGAGAGAGAGAGAGAGAUCAGAUCAGAUGUUGGGUUCGAAAGGUCAAUGGAGAAACAUAGCGAAAGAAGCGCUGGAUCGAACCGCGAUAGUCGCAAAAUUCCUCUGCUUCCUCCACGUCACCAACAACUACCUCUGUUCCUCAACCCUUGUGUACGGUCCGAGCAUGCUCCCGACCCUGAACCUGACCGGCGACGUGGUCUUGGCCGAGCACGUGUCGACCCGGUUGGGCAAGGUAGGCCCCGGGGACGUGGUGGUUGUCCGGUCGCCUGAAAACCCUAAAAAGUAUGUCACCAAGCGGAUUGUGGGGAUGGAAGGAGAUAGGGUUACUUUCUCCGUGGACCCCAUCAGCAGCGACCGCUCUAAGACCCUCGUGGUGCCAAAGGGGCAUGUCUGGAUUCAGGGGGAUAAUGUUUAUGCGUCAAAGGAUUCCCGACAUUUUGGACCUGUUCCUUACGGGCUUAUUCAAGGCAGAGUGUGUUGCAGGAUAUGGCCACCUGAUGGCUUUGGGCUUUUGGAGUAAUGAGUGCAGUAAAGAUUACAUAUCAAGGAGUAAGGUUCCUUCUAGUGGGUGGUUAGGGAAGGGAUAUACAAAUUGAGGCCUUACUGUUGAAGUGGAGCAUUAUGUGACAGCCGCCGACAGCCUCACGCUGGGGGUCAGGCUGCCUCAAACAGGCAUUGAACAGCAAGUAAAUGACCAUAUUCAUAUACAAGUUGAGCUUAAUCAUAUUACAUAAGUAGGGUCGAAUAUAAAAGAGACACUUAACUUGGUUGUUUGGUUUAUGUGAAAGUGUUUUGUCUAUAUGGUUGUGCUUAUGUAUUUGUGAGUGUGUUAUAUAUUCUGCACACAGAUGCUAUCAGCUAUCCUAUAUUUCCAUGGGCUGGAGCUAUUGUGGGAUUAUUGGUUCUAGGAGUCAACUAGAUAAGUUCACUAAAAUUUCAAGAGCCUUCUAAAUGCAUUGAAAUUAGAAGAAUUUUACCGGUACACAAUUCUGGUGGAUAGGAAGAUUUAGUGUGAUGGUUCUGUAAGAAAA
Messenger RNA from Rhododendron vialii, 1133 nucleotides. RefSeq names its product mitochondrial ATP-independent inner membrane protease subunit 1a. The record is from RefSeq and is a predicted model, not a curated record. NCBI's taxonomy places the organism in Eukaryota, Viridiplantae, Streptophyta, Magnoliopsida, Ericales, Ericaceae. Gene Ontology annotation, cellular component: membrane; mitochondrial inner membrane peptidase complex. Bases 128 to 622 code for a protein of 164 amino acids. Gene Ontology annotation, molecular function: serine-type endopeptidase activity. The transcript is spliced from 5 exons.